UUACAUGUAUACCAUUCUAUCACCAUGGCAUGGAGAAUAAAAAAUAAAUAAGGUUAAUUUUCUAAAUCCUCCACUUUCCAUCCAUACCAGAUUUCUCCCGUGUCUUAUUCCUCCUUAAAUAGCAUAUUGCUUUCAUUUAAAUGUGUUUUAAAUCUUGAAAGAAAAAAAUAGAACCAGAGCAUUAAACAUUUUGUGCAUGGUGCAUACAGACCGUCAGUGGAUUGAGGAGAACAGGUAAGCUGCCCUGUCCGACAUUUAACUUUUUGCGUAUUGUGAUCGCUGACAUGCCCUUAGGUGACCAGACGAACUCUUGAGGUACCGACAGGGAUACACAGACAGCUGGGUGUUUUUUUAAAUGAACAUUUAAAGGGCUUGCAGGUGUUCUUAACCCCGUUUAUUCUUCAUAUACUGGGACACUUCUUAAUACUCUUUCCUGUUGUAUAUACAGAAAUCGAUGUUCUAAACACUGACGGAGUUUGGCGUUAUGUAAGUUAGGAAGGGCAGGGUUAACUCGGAAUACACACUGUAUAUCUCGGACAGAAUGUUAGCACUGACCAGCAGUCAAGUAAACUUUGGCUGUGGAAGUUCGUGUGUAUUGACCAGAAAAUGAUGUACCGUCCUCAUGCCAUUAGGUUUGGGAAAGCCUGGAUUUUAUCCCUUGUAACUGUCUGGCUGGCUGUCUGUAUUUACCACAUUCCUCCCCCUAUAGAACCUCUGCCUCACCACUAUCCUAAGCCACUGCCUGUGUUGGAGGGACCCCUUGCCAUCAAUGCACACCUACAGAACGCCACAAAAGCCUUCCAAGGGGAAGUCAUCGGGCCCGAGUCUUUCGCUGUAGCUCCAGACGGUACUAUGUACACUGGAUUAGCUGAUGGGAGAAUUGUGGGAUUCAAAGGGGGAGAACUCUGGCUUGUGACACGAACGGGUGCAUUUCAUCCUGAUUGUGGAACUUUUGACCUUGAGCCAGUGUGUGGACGACCAAAGGGAAUGAAGAUCAACUUGAAUGACCCCUCCCACCCCCUCAUAGUGGUGGACUCUUACAGAGGGCUUCUACAAGUGGACACAAAAACAGGAGACAUUAAAGUCCUUCUUCAUAGUGCUACAGGAUUGUAUGGAGAACCCUUUAAGUUCCUGAAUUCCCUAGACAUCACCAAGGAUGGCAUUAUAUAUUUCACUGAUUCCAGCAAGAAAUGGGACAGAAGAAAUUAUCGCUAUGAGGUUAUAGAGGUAAACAGACAGGGUAGGCUAAUGCAAUACAACACAGUUACUAAGGAAACCAAACUGUUGCUAGACAAGCUCUACCUGGCCAAUGGAGUAGCUCUGUCAUCAGACGAGACCAUGUUGGUCAUAUCUGAAAUGAGCGUGUGUCAGAUCCGCAGUAUGGUCCAAAAGGCAUCUAUAGAUUUUGAGAUUACAAGGUAUUUUCUAAAGGGUCCUAAAGCUGGCCAAUCAGACAUCAUUACACAGAAUUUACCAGGCUACCCCGACAACAUCAAACUUAACAGUCGAGGAAAUUUUUAUGUGGGCAUGGGCUCAGUCCGGUACCAAGGGGUCAGCCUUCUGGGGCCAUUUUUAGACCUUAUAGGGCCAUAUCCUUCUAUCAAGAGAUUUCUUACCAAGAUCACACCUCUUAGAGUCUUUGACAUUUUUAUGCCAAAACAUUCUAUAAUACUAGAAAUUGACAUGGAUGGAAACAUCGUUAACAGUCUCCAUGACCAUGGGGCCAAAGUUAUCCGAUCUUCCGGAGAAGGAUUUGAAUUCAACAACACCUUGUAUAUAGGAAGUUUCUGGACUCCAUAUAUAGGCAUGCUCAACUUGACACGAGUGCAGCAAAUAGUGUGAUAAUGUAUGUACUCAAAAUAACAAUGGAUCUUUCAGAAGCCAAAGCUUCAUGCAGCUGCAAAUUUGUUGCAGACUUCCUACAUAUACAAAGCAAAUUAACUUAUACCCCCCACCCCUUCCAAAAUGUUGGUGCUAAAAUAACCCGUUAUAUUUAUUCUAUGCGUGAUUGUUGCUCAUCCUCAUUAUCACCAUGUUACUAUAGUAACUCCAUUUUAAUUCAGUAUUUUUCACAACAUGUACGUAUAUACAUUUAUGCAUAAUACAAAAUAAAAACAGAAAUAUCAAAA
Ostrea edulis (European flat oyster) is the source of this 2129-nucleotide messenger RNA. RefSeq names its product adipocyte plasma membrane-associated protein-like. The transcript is spliced from 10 exons. Bases 607 to 1842 code for a protein of 411 amino acids. Gene Ontology annotation, biological process: biosynthetic process. Gene Ontology annotation, molecular function: strictosidine synthase activity. The record is from RefSeq and is a predicted model, not a curated record. NCBI's taxonomy places the organism in Eukaryota, Metazoa, Mollusca, Bivalvia, Ostreida, Ostreidae.